Molecule: messenger RNA, 2103 nt
Organism: Hevea brasiliensis (rubber tree)
Lineage: Eukaryota; Viridiplantae; Streptophyta; Magnoliopsida; Malpighiales; Euphorbiaceae
Exons: 5
Coding region: 295-1824 (509 amino acids)
Biological process (GO): transport
Cellular component (GO): Golgi apparatus; membrane
Source: RefSeq, a predicted model, not a curated record
UUAUCGGUGUUGAAUCCACAAGUCAACACAUCCCAACGGCUAUAAGCUUCCACUUUCUCACAGACCCGCUGUUCAUUUUUCUAGACUAUCACUAGCAGUUCUCGAAGCCCAAAAGUUACUAAUCACAGCAAAUGAACCUUCACGAGUCUACACUUGUUUUAGUUGAUUCACUUUGGCUUCAGCCUCUGCCUUCCGAUAGUAAGAUCUAAACUUGCAGAUCCAAAUCACUAAAACCCACACUGACACUUCCCUCUCUCUAUCUCUCUCUCUCUCUCUCUCUCUCUCCCUGAAGUAAUGUCAGUUUUAUCUGUUACAUGUUGUGUGUUGCUCUUUCUGAGCUUUGUUGUUGAAGGCUCAGUUCAUGAGUACAGAGGAGAAAGAUUUGUGGCUAAAGGUAAUGCCUUUGUUGUUCAUGGAGGCAGUGAAGGGAUUUACUCUUCUAAACCUGGAAAUUUGAAUGAGAGCAGUGCCACUGCUAAUGGUGACUCUUAUAUACGUUUUGAAAAGAUUGUGUUCCGGAGAACUGAGGAAUUUUCUAACUUUACCUCUGGGUUAGUCCAAGCUAUUGUUUUUGAGGUAGAAGAUAGAGAGGCAAUUGGUGGUUCAGCUUAUGGGGGUCAAAGAGCUAUCUGCUGCACGGCAGAUCUUGCUAAAUUGGGUGCUUGCACGCAAGGAGAAGUCAUUCAUCGCCCAUCAACAAAGGAUCCUAGCUGGCCCCAUGUCUUUGGUGUUUCAUUCAAUGCAUAUGAACUAGUUGCGACAUUGCCUUCAAGAUCAAUACAAGUCACUAAAACUGGGAUGUAUAAUUUGUAUUUCAUGCAUUGUGAUCCCAAUCUUAAAGAUGUAGUAAUAGAGGGCAAAACUAUAUGGAAAAAUCCUACUGGCUAUUUACCUGGUAGAAUGGCUCCACUAAUGAAUUUCUAUGGGUUCAUGUCCUUUGCAUUUGUUAUACUUGGACUGUUUUGGUUCUAUCAGUAUGCAAGGUUUUGGAGAGACGUUUUUCCAUUGUUGAAUUGCAUAACACUGGUGAUAACACUAGGCAUGUUUGAGAUGGCUCUCUGGUAUUUUGAUUAUGCUGAAUUCAAUGAAACUGGAGUUAGGCCAACUGGCAUCACUAUAUGGGCAGUCACUUUUGGUACAGUUAAACGUACAGUUGCACGUCUCAUAAUUCUCAUGGUUUCAAUGGGUUAUGGUGUUGUCAGACCUACCUUAGGUGGCCUUACAUCCAAGGUGAUCAUGCUUGGAGUGACCUUUUUUCUGGCCUCUGACGUGCUUGAAUUAGUAGAGAAUGUAGGUGCUGUCAGUGAUCUUUCUGGGAAGGCAAGACUAUUUUUAGUGCUUCCUGCGGCUCUCUUGGAUGCUUUCUUCAUUAUUUGGAUAUUCAAGUCCCUUUCUGCCACUUUAAACAAGCUUCAGGCUAGGCGGAUAAUGGUCAAGCUGGAUAUAUACCGGAAAUUCACAAAUGCUUUGGCAGUAGCAGUUAUUGUGUCAGUGGGUUGGAUUUGCUAUGAGCUGUAUUUCAAGUCAAAUGAUGUUUACAAUGAGCACUGGGAGAAUGCUUGGGUCAUCCCAGCUUUCUGGCAAGUCCUUUCCUUCUCUCUUCUAUGCAUCAUUUGUGCUCUUUGGGCUCCCUCUCAAAACUCCAUGCGGUAUGCAUAUUCUGAUGAUGUGGGAGAAGAGUUUGACAGAGAUGACAGUUCUUUGACUCUCAUUAAACCAUCUGCAAUGCCUUCGAAGGAUGUUCGAAGUGCACCAGAAGCUAGACUAGUGCAAGCCAACAAGGGCGCAUCUAAUGGUGAUGUUGAAGAAGACAAGACAGCCUAAAGUAUAUCCCCCCAAAAAAUGUAAUUUUGAGUUAGGCUUAAUUAUUUGAUUUGUGGCCUUGUUAUUGUUGUAGCAAUCCUUCUCAUGCUCUCUGAAGACAUUGAGAACAUUUUAGGAGCAAAGUUUCAUGACAAAGAAAAGUUCACUUUGAGAUUGCAACAGGAGAGAGCUGUUCUUUUUUUUUUUUUUUAUUCAUUUAUUUGUGGUGAUGAUCUUUCCAUGUAAUUGUUAGAUAAAUUAUCAUGUAUUGGUCUUAAAUGUUGAUUUGUUCUGCCUUCA